CCUACGGGACAGCUAGAGCCGCACCCAGGCAGUGCUGCGCUGCUCAAGUCUGCAGUAGUCGCGGCAAGGUGAGCCAGAGCCAAGAUGGCUGUCCUCUCUAAGGAAUAUGGAUAUGUGCUUCUCACUGGUGCCGCCAGCUUUGUGAUGGUGCUCCACCUAGCCGUCAACGUGGGUAAAGCCCGCAAGAAGUACAAGGUAGAGUACCCUAUCAUGUACAGCACAGAUCCUGAGAAUGGACAUAUGUUCAACUGCAUUCAGCGAGCCCACCAGAACACGUUGGAGGUGUACCCUCCCUUCCUGUUUUUCCUAACCGUGGGAGGUGUUUACCACCCGCGCAUAGCUUCUGGCUUGGGCCUGGCCUGGAUUAUUGGGCGAGUUCUUUACGCAUAUGGCUACUACACAGGAGACCCUAGCAAGCGGUAUCGAGGAGGCGUGAGCUCUCUUGCCCUCUUUGCUUUGAUGGGCACAACUGUGUGCUCUGCUUUCCAGCAUCUCGGCUGGAUAAGACCUGGCUUGGGCCGUGGGUCCAAAUCCUGCCACUGAGGAAUGGGAGGCCCUUCAACUCUCAUCCACCUUCAACGACUUACCCUUAUUUCCAGUUCCACUGUUUUUUAAAUAUAAUAAAAACUUAUCUGGCGUCAGCCUCGUACCUAAA
This is a messenger RNA of Grammomys surdaster, 655 nucleotides long. RefSeq names its product microsomal glutathione S-transferase 3 (gene Mgst3). The transcript is spliced from 6 exons. Bases 85 to 543 code for a protein of 152 amino acids. Gene Ontology annotation, cellular component: membrane; endoplasmic reticulum; nuclear envelope. NCBI's taxonomy places the organism in Eukaryota, Metazoa, Chordata, Mammalia, Rodentia, Muridae. The record is from RefSeq and is a predicted model, not a curated record. Gene Ontology annotation, molecular function: glutathione peroxidase activity; glutathione transferase activity.